UUUAGUUUUCAAUGUUUUCAUUACUUCAUUAGGUACGAUUUACGAAGACGACAAGUUCAGUGACUAGGCGUAUUCUAUUAUAUACUAAAUAAGAUUGCCAUUCACCCUUCAAGUAUUUAUCAGUUAUAAUAUUUUAUAGUUUGCACGCGCAAGUGGCAAGUGCGCAACUCGUAGUUCGUACUCCAAACCGCCGAAAUCUGCGUGGAUUGCAUCAUUUAACAACAAUAAUAACAAUAUAUAUGACGUUGAAGUCGUUUAAGAGGAUUGGCUGCUCUCACGUCUCGCCCGCCCAAUCUUUCCGGCUCUUCGCCCACAUUACUGAUAAUUGCUAACCGUUUGCGCUUGUGUUCGAUGCGAGUGUUUACAAUUAUUGUUUGAUGAAUUUAAAUUAAAUUUUCUCUAACGCAAGGACAAAGCGGCGUCUCCAUUUUUCGCGGUUUUUCUUUGUCCCUUCGUUUUGCAAACGUCCGCUAGUCAGGACUUUCAUUUUUUUAGUAGUUACUACUUUACUAGUUAGUCGACGGUAUAUCCGCGGACAACACCAUCACCUUCACCACCACGCGUGCAACACAAUUAUUUUAGCUAUGGCCGAUCAAAAACCAAAUGAGAAUCAAAAUUCUGAAUUUUGUAAGCCCAAGGAUCCCAAAGAUGUUGAAAAAGCACAAGAAGAGUGUAUGAAGAAACAGUAUCAAAUGAAAUCAAAUUGGCCUCCAGUCAGUGGUCAUUCUGCUCUCCUCCAAAAACGUUUAGCCAAAGGGCAAAAAUUUUUUGACUCCGGUGAUUAUCAAAUGGCCAAACAGGCAGGUAAUGGUAAUAAGUUGAUUAAUAAUCGUCCUGUGCAACAAGUAUUGGGUUUUGGUACUGGAGAUACCAUACCCACACCAGACACAGUUCCGGCGCGCAAGACGUCCAUCAUUCAGCCAAAAUUUAACUCAAGUUCCACUCCGUCAUCCACUACGUGAUUUGUGUGUUUAAUGGGUUAUUAAUAUUUAUUUACAUUUAUUUUAUUCAGUAAUUUAGUUCAAUCAAAUGUUAAUCAUUUUAAUUUUGUUAAUGUUAUGACUUGUGGCCCAUGGAAUAAACAAAAAUGGCCAUUUGAUUAAGCUAUUUUUUUUUUUUUUUUAAUAAUUUUAUCUUUAAUAAGUAUUGAAUUAUAUGUUUUAUUCAUUGCAUUAUAUUUCAAUUAUAUUUUAACGCUCAUAAUAAAGCAUUUUUUCCAACAAAGUA
Molecule: messenger RNA, 1227 nt
Organism: Rhopalosiphum padi (bird cherry-oat aphid)
Lineage: Eukaryota; Metazoa; Arthropoda; Insecta; Hemiptera; Aphididae
Gene: endos
Product: cAMP-regulated phosphoprotein 19-B
Exons: 5
Coding region: 585-962 (125 amino acids)
Cellular component (GO): cytoplasm
Molecular function (GO): protein phosphatase inhibitor activity
Source: RefSeq, a predicted model, not a curated record